AUGUGUUUUCUGGGACGCACCAGCACGGGAGCAUCUAGCGGCAUUGGACUUAGUCUCGUGAGGCAUCUCGCCAUUCGAGGCUGUUAUUUGAUACUUUCGAGCAGAAAAGAAGAAGAUUUGAAGGCAGCGCGAGAGAACGCUAUAGUUUCCGCGCGGGCUGCCGGGCUAAACCGGUCGGAGAAAGAUUUUUUAAUCAUCCCAUUCGAUAUGAAAGAAAGAGAGGUAUUCAUGGAUGUCGUGGAGACAGCAAGAAAGUGGAAAGGAAGGAUCGACUUCCUUUUUAGCAAUGCAGGAGUCGCUUGCAGGGGAAUAAUGCUUCCUUCAGCAAUCGAUCAGGAAAUUCUUGACGUCAAUCUCUGCUCACAGAUGCACUUCGUAAAACUGGUGGUGGCAUUGAUGAUGCAACAGCACAAGGGCCAGGCGAUUAUUACCAACUCAAUGAGCGCGAGGAUUUCUCUGGGAGGUAGAACGGCUUAUAGCGCAGCAAAGGCAGGGCUGCUGAACUUCGCUUACGGAUUGUCUCGAGAACUGCGCGGCAUGCACAGUCCCGUCGUCAUCACAAGCGUGUUGCCUGGGUAUAUCAAGACCAAUUUGUGCGACAGGGAGCUAUACGCAGAUAACCUUUCUCUCUCGAAAGGAGCCCAUAUGGCUGAAGAUAUACAAAAAGGUUUGUCUGCGGACCGCACGGCAGAGUUAAUUUUACGUGGGAGCUCUCGGAGGCUAAGGGAAGUUUGGGUAGGGAAAAAUCCCGACCUGUUCUACAUGUACUGUAUGUACUACGUACCUAAUAUUGCAAAUAGAGUGGUGGACCAGGGCGCUGGGGCAUAUUUGCGCAGCAUUGAACACGAGAUACGAGAACGGCACUAUGCUCAGCGCCGUGCCACGUUGCUUGCUGAGAAAGAGAAAGGCAAGGAAGAGACGCAGGCCCUUUUGCCACCUGUUACGGAUGGACCGACAGACAGCGCUUUUGAGUUUGAGAGUCACCCAGGGUUACUGAAGGAGAAAGACGACGGAGCAAGCCUAGCAGACCGCUUGCUGCCUGGCGAAGCUGGAGCUGGGUUGCUGAGAAGGUACUCUCGUCACUUAUUCCCGCUGGCGCUGCAGAUGUCGCUAGCGUUGCAGCCGAGGCUGUAG
Molecule: messenger RNA, 1134 nt
Organism: Ochotona princeps (American pika)
Lineage: Eukaryota; Metazoa; Chordata; Mammalia; Lagomorpha; Ochotonidae
Product: dehydrogenase/reductase SDR family member 7B-like
Exons: 5
Coding region: 1-1134 (377 amino acids)
Molecular function (GO): oxidoreductase activity
Source: RefSeq, a predicted model, not a curated record